CACUGGGAGGUCUUCCAGAAGGUGACAGAGGUCUUCAUCCUGGUGCCUGCGCUGCUGGGGCUCAAGGGGAACCUAGAAAUGACCCUGGCGUCAAGACUGUCCACCGCAGCCAACAUUGGACAAAUGGACACCCCCAAGGAGCUCUGGCGUAUGAUCACCGGAAAUAUGGCCCUCAUCCAGGUGCAAGCCACGGUGGUGGGCUUCCUGGCAUCCAUUGCAGCUGUAGUCUUUGGCUGGAUCCCUGAUGGACACUUCAGUAUCCCACAUGCCUUCCUGCUGUGUGCCAGCAGUGUGGCCACGGCCUUCAUCGCCUCCCUCGUGCUGGGCAUGAUCAUGAUUGGAGUCAUCAUUGGCUCUCGCAAGAUUGGAAUCAACCCAGACAACGUGGCCACACCCAUUGCUGCCAGCCUGGGUGACCUCAUCACCUUGGCGCUGCUCUCAGGCAUCAGCUGGGGACUCUACCUGGAACUGAGUGAUACUGAGGCCACCGAGAGUGGCUCAGAGCACUGGCGAUACAUCUACCCCCUGGUGUGUGUCUUCUUUGUGGCCCUGCUGCCUGUCUGGGUGGUGCUGGCCCGACGGAGCCCAGCCACAAGGGAAGUGUUGUAUUCAGGCUGGGAACCUGUCAUCAUUGCUAUGGCCAUCAGCAGUGUGGGAGGCCUCAUCUUGGACAAGACUGUCUCAGACCCCAACUUUGCAGGGAUGGCUGUCUUCACACCUGUGAUUAAUGGUGUUGGGGGGAAUCUGGUGGCUGUACAAGCCAGCCGCAUCUCUACCUUCCUCCACAUGAAUGGGAUGCCGGGGGAAAACUCUGAGCAAGUUCCUCGCCGCUGCCCCAGUCCCUGCACCACCUUCUUCAGUCCUGAUGUGAAUUCCCGUUCAGCCCGGGUCCUCUUCCUCCUUGUGGUCCCAGGACACCUGGUGUUCCUCUACACCAUCAGCUGUAUGCAGGGUGGGCACACCACCCUCACACUCAUCUUCAUCAUCUUCUACAUGACAGCUGCACUGCUUCAGGUGCUGAUUCUGCUGUACAUCGCAGACUGGAUGGUGCACUGGAUGUGGGGCCGGGGCCUGGACCCAGACAACUUCUCCAUCCCGUACUUGACUGCUCUGGGGGACCUACUUGGCACUGGGCUUCUGGCACUCAGCUUCCAUGUCCUCUGGCUUAUUGGGGACCGAGACACAGAUGUCGGGGACUAGCUUAGCCACUCAUCCUUUUCCCCAUCCCUUUGCACUUUCUGUUUGGGAAUUUCUGUUUUGUUCCUCCAUCCCUACCCCACCCUAUAUUCCACCUCUUUCUGGGACUUCACUUUGAUACCAAAUUCUCAUUAUUUUCAAUGGGAAUUUUUAUACAUUUAGCUAAGUUUGGAUAGCAAGAAUCCAGGAAGGAUGGAUGGACUGAGAUAAGCAGAACAAGUAGACUUUUGAGACAAUCACCAAGUGCAAUUCCAUGGUGGGUGCCUCCAGGUGAGGUGGAUUGGGAAAGGAGGGGAUUCUGUCUAGAAUCUGAGGACAUUUGGUUUAGCUUUAGGAACUUCAGUCUCGGCCCUAAUGAGAAAUCCUAUGUGAAUGGGCUCUGGGUUUUGUUUUUUCAGUUCUUUUUGGCUGAACAGAGGCAUGGGUAACACUCCCCCGCCACACACACCUACUUUUGUAGAAAUGGACCAACUUCAAAGCACUGGGCAGGAAGCAGCUGCCUUAGGCUUCCUAUAAUCGUACCUUGUUCUCUGCUCUCUGGACUUGGCCUUCUUGCUCUCAGAGUCAAGGUGACUGACCAUUUGAUUUGUACACAUGACUUGCCAGCUGUCUGAUGAACAUCACCAACCUCCCUCUGAUUGUUUUCCAGUUGGAUGUCUCAUCCAGGAGGAGAUGAGCAGUGGCUUGGGCUCCCUGUGGAUCCAUGUCACUCAUAGGUUUCCCAAGAUCCACAUCCUCCCUGGGCCCAGAGGACUGAGUCUGUCUCUGUUCAACCCUCCUCUAAGCACUCCCUUUCCCCCCAGAGCUUGCCAGGUGGGGUUCCAAGAUUAGGGACAAAAUAAGGACAUGUGAAGAAUGUCUUGGAGGUUGAGGCAACCAGAGGUGUUUUAUUGUAUUGCUGCUGUUUCUCCUGAAUACAUAAUCACGGGGUCACCUUGGCCUCUGUCACUUCCUAAAAGCACUCCUAUUGUGCUAUGAAGGUCAGUUGUCCUCUCUUGGCUUCUGCCUGCAGACAUUCAUCAUUCAUUCACUCAUUCAGCAAAUAUGCAGCCUCCGCAAGAUGAGCUCUUCUGCAAGCAUGGUCUGAGACAUUCAUUGAGCAAUAUUUAUUGGGUACCUACUAUGUAUUAGGGGUACUGUGCUGGCACUGACUAGCCAGUGGUAAGGAAUCACAGCUCUAACCUCACCUCAUUGCCCAGGUUUCAGAGGUCAUGUGCCCCUUUCAGUCUGGCAGAGAAAGUUCUCUUGUAGGUAUUUUUCUACUUCACCAAGCAAGGUAUUAUUGCCUUGUUCUCCCUCCAGACCCCAACUUUGCUGUGAUGGCCGCAGCUUGAGCUAUCAGCCCCAUUGCUCAACCAGUGUUUGUGUCCCUAAACUAUUCUUCUUCCCCUUCCCUUAACUCUGUACCAUACACCCAAAAGAAGAUUUAGAACCAGCAAGCUGGACCUCAACUGGAUGUUUCUACAUCUCUCUGCCUAGCAGAAAAUUGGGAGAAAACUGGAGCCUCUGCCUCUUCCCCACAUGUUACUCCAAACAGCUCAGAAAACUGUCCACACUCCAAGAUGCAAAUAUGGGCAUUGGAAUGCAGGCUUUUACUAACCUGUCUGUUAGGAACUGCCCCAUAUGCUCUCCCCUGUGUACUCUAAAGGCUCUGCCUGCAAGGGAAGGUGUGGACAAUGCCCUGUUUCUACCAUCACCACGCCUUAUCCUGGGAGCUUUGUCCUGAACCUCCAGAAAUUUUUCUCUCCUUCCAUUUUCUCCCAGGCCACCUCUGGAAUCAUAGAACCCUAGAAUUGGAAGGAAUCAUAGAGGUUAGUUGGAGUUCUGUCCAGCAGAGUUCAUUAACACCAACCUGGGCUUGUUUCUGCUCUUCUCUCUCACUUCCUUUCAUCUUUCCUUCCACCUCAAAACACUUGCACACAGACUCUUGUACAGGCACCAAACACUGAGGCUGUGCCCCUGUGAUUCCCAGCCUCCCCUUCCCCAGCCACUCACCCCAUCCUCUUGUGUGGUGUUUGGCCAGGCUGUCCUGGAGACUGGAGCAACCUUCCUUCUUUGCCUAGAAAGGUUGGUAUACCCCAGGCUCAAGGAGUGUGUGAGCAGAGGAGGACUGUGGGUUGAGAGGGAAGGAAAAUGAAGUUACUGCAAUGGAAGAUUCGAUUCUUUCCCCUUGAUUGCACCAACUGCAUGUACUUCGGCCUGGCUGCAAGGAACAAUAUCGGUUUACUCUCGUAUCCUUCAAAAGUUACAGAACUGUGUCUUAAGAGAAUUAUUUAUAGUUGGUAUAACUGAAUUGACAAAUGUCAACUUAACUGAUAAAUUAUAUUUGGUAAAAUA
Messenger RNA from Castor canadensis (American beaver), 3534 nucleotides. NCBI's taxonomy places the organism in Eukaryota, Metazoa, Chordata, Mammalia, Rodentia, Castoridae. The record is from RefSeq and is a predicted model, not a curated record.